UCUACAUCUUCCUCGUGGCCGGCAUCGCCGUCCUGAAUCGCCUCCUUUUGCGGCGAGAACGCCCUACGCCUCUGCGGCUGCUUCGCCGACCGUGUCAAGAGCAUCUGGCCCGUGGCGGCCUGCGUGGUCCUUUUCGUUGCUUCGCUCAUCAUGGCCGUCGCCUUCCUCUAUGCCUCCCUAGGCAAGGACCACCUGGGGGAGUUGGGAGGGGCUGAAGCCUACCUGGUCCUGCACCCGUCCUCUUCGGCCUGUCGCGUGUCGCUGCUGGCCACCAUGCUGAUCCUGGUGGUGGGCGGCGCUACCUUGGUGGUAGCGGCCGUGGCCGUGGGCCACAGGAAGGCCGCACACAAAUCGUCGGAAAGCUUCGUCAGCGGGCAGUCCAACGAGUCGAAUAACAUCCUGCCCCACUUCCUCAUCAACCAGAGCGCCACCGACGAUGACAACGAAGACAAGCUCUCCAACUCGCCCUCCUCGCCCAGACUGCCGGAUCUGGUGGUGCCCAGCGUCACGACCUGCCUGGCGAGCAAAGGUCCGAGGUUGGGGGAGCUGCCUUCGCCAUCGCGCGGUUCCAACAUGCUCAGCGUUAACAUGGCGCACGUGCUCGGCCGGCGCCGCCAUACCAUCUGUCAGAUCGGUGACUCGGGCACCGCCUCCGCCCUGGACCCCAUGGCGCGCGCCAAGCAGUACAACUACGUCCGCAAGUUCUCCGUCGACAUCUCCGCUUUGCAGGCGCAGCUGGAGAACCCAAAGAUUUUCAAGGACAAGGUGCCUUUCCAGUCCGACCAGGACCUGCGAUCAAAGCCGAACAAACCUUCACCCGCUCACCUUGAGACCCGCAGCCCGCAGCUGGGUCUGCUGGCCCCCCGGCGGGAGGAGGGACAGCAAGAGGAACGGCAGCCUCGAGACAACGGUGCCGGACUCAAGCUGUGCUUACCGCCGAGACCGCCGGUCAUCACAGUGUCCGAGGAAGUCCGGGAGGAAGAGGAAGAGGAAGCCGACGUCUCUAAGGUCAGCAUGGGACAGUGUGAGGCAGACAGCACCAAGCCCACGCCCGUCCCCGUGCUGGCCGUCAAGAAGCCAGCUGAGGACGAGGAGGGGGAAGAACUGCGAAGGGAGAGGGCUGGAGAAGGGGAAUCCCCUCACGAGGAGGACGUCAGCUACCGGAGCAUUCCCAACGUUCACACCAACCGCCUAACGGAGCACGAGCAGGACUUUGUAAAAAUGACCUUGCUGAUGUGCCUGACGUUCUUCACGUGCCUCUUCCCGCUGCUGCUGGUGGAGGCGCUUAAGGAUAGCUUUGGCGUCAGCACGUACGUCAACAUCGCCACGUGCGCGCGCGCCCUCUCCACCGUGCAGACCAUCAUCUAUCCACACAUCCUCAUAUGCAUGGACAGAGUGGUCAGCAAGGCGGUCAGCCGCCUAAAGGCGCGGCUCGGCCAAGUCUGUCACAUUCGGGACGUGGACUGCGUGGAAAUUCCAGCCGAACAUGGCAGUUCGAGCACCAGCCAAGUGUAGCCGACAGUUUCACAUGAUCACGUGACAAUGUAAAAGCCUUCUCUUGCCCCCGCCCCCAACCUUAACUCCCACCACCUGUCAUCGGAUUUACGUGCCGUUUGACACACCCCCACAGCAUUAUAUAAGCAUCGUCGAUUAAACAUGAAUGUGUGACACGUGGGUGUGGUUGAUGCCGAACAACCAUCUACGUUCGACUAUUUAGCCUUCAUUAUAUCGUUCUGACGGUGUCUUAUUGUGGUGCAUUAGUUCUUCAAACCUUGCCUCUCGUAAUAAUAUAAGAAAAGUACAGAACUUUCGAUGCUGAACUCAAGCUUAUUCACCAGCUCCAGCGUUCGGUAUUUCUCUGGUGUAGGGUGUUGUUGUUGUUUUUUUUUAACCCUGUGGAGACCAAAGCGUCAGUGUGCGCCCCACGAAGAUGCCCACGAACUUUCAUCUUUGUCUACUUUGAUCGCAGUGAACUGACUCUUUGUGCUUUCACCCCUUGGAGUUUGGAAGUACAAGAAGGAUGUGCGAGAUGCUGCAGAAUGAUGUCUGGAGGAAUUCAAACACCAGUGUUCGUUCUAUUUUUUGAGUUUGUAAUUUGUAAUUGGUGUUGUUUGCGAAGAAAAGUGGAGGGGGAGUUCAAUUUACUAGAAAUUAAGACAGCUGGCGGAAGACUUGUCACGCGCGCCAUCUUCCCAGAUUCCUCUUAUCUGCACAAACAUUCCAUGAAGAUUAUUAAGAUGUUUUAACGUUUAAAAACUAAAUGAAAUUUUAAUACAAUAAUAAUAAUAUCAAUAAUAAUUUCUUGCUUGCAAUAAAAUGACGAGAUGUGGAAUUGGAGGACGUCAGCAAAACUAUGACAGCACAACCGUCACGUCAAGGAGGAGAAAAAGUCUGACGUUUCCUGCUUCCCUGUGAAGACAGGCGCGUACAUAGGUCGUGACUUCUCGGGCGGUGUGACGUCUCCUUCCGCCGUCGCGUGCGAAGCGAUUUGUGUCUUGAUAGGAAGCUACAGUAUGUGUGCAGGGAGGAUGCCCCGGCCUGUCGUAUGCAAUGAACAACUCGAAAAAGUACCUGGUCACAAAAAUCACAGCGUGCGCUGUUCCCGAAAGCCUAGAAACAUUCAGAAAACCACACACACAAACACAGAGGAUUCGGUGUUUAAAUAGCUGCCGCCGAUGUAUGCCCUAUACUUCGGCUCCGCGCGUCUCCUCCGGUCAAAGCUUUCCUUACUGCCUGUUGACCGCAGACAAUGGUGUAAUAUCGUCAAAACGAAAGGUGAGGCAGGCUGUUCACAACCACUACCCAAUCUUUCCACCUCCUACCCGGAUAUGAAACGCAAAACAAGUUGCUACCUGACGAGGACUAUAUAUGGGAUUUUUUUUUUUACUAUUUUUUUUUCACGGCAAGCAGAAUCUAUAAAGUGCCCCGUGAAUUAAUUUAAUUAAAAGGUUCCCUUCCACAACAAAAGAGCAAGCACGAUUUGUUCAAUGCCUCUUCUGAUUGUUCAGCGGCGCUCCAAGCCAUUAAGCAACAGCUACACAAAAUAAUUGAUAUGAAAUAAUACAAAUGUUUAAAGCUCUCAAACUAGUUUUUACAAGUCGCACUUAUCCUGUUUAUUUCGGGUUUCAUUCUAAAAAUAUCGUGUUCACCUUGCAAUCUUAAAAACAAACUUUUUAUUGAUUUUACGAAAAAGUAUAACCCAGUUCCUUGGCAUUUUAAGUGCUCAUAAAAUUUUAGAUUUUUGUCGUUCUGUUAAAUAAAAUUAAGUAUAGUAUAACAAAACCAGCCAACAUGGGAGUUUCUUUCGAUAUUUCUUAAAAACUUGUAACAAAAAUUGCUGAAGGGGAAGGGGAGGGAGAACUCGCAUUCAGGCAGACACCAAUCGAUUUACCUGCUAUUAUUAUUGUAUGAGGCAGGACACUACAUUGUGACAUGUUGCUGUCGUCAGUAUUAUAUAAAAUGUCUACCAGACAUGAUGCAAGUUGUGCUGUGAAACAUUAAGCCAUUAAACUUUUUUUUAUGUUAAAAUUGCCGUUCGUCAGACCUGAAAUAUGACGACAGUGUUAUGGUGUUGGAAUGUUGUACCCCUAAAAAUCUGAUGCAUGUUUUGUAUACAACAAACAUUUAUUUAAAAUGUUUCUAUGGUUAUUUGUAAAAUGUUGGUGUCAGUGUGACACCUGUGUAACUGGAUACUUUGUAUUUUUUCAGAAAGGAGGUGGAAAUUAAUUAUGUCACAAUCUCCUUUCUUCUUGUGUGUGAGGGUACGUAUGUGUGAGCGUGCUGUAUAUGUAUAUGUGCGUAUUUGUUUAUCGUGAGGAGAAAGACGGCACAUGCAAGUUGUUGUAAACAUUUGUCAGGAAUAUGAAGUGUUUAAACAUU
This is a messenger RNA of Pomacea canaliculata, 3879 nucleotides long. RefSeq lists its product as uncharacterized. The transcript has a single exon. The record is from RefSeq and is a predicted model, not a curated record. Lineage: Eukaryota; Metazoa; Mollusca; Gastropoda; Architaenioglossa; Ampullariidae. The coding region runs from base 151 to 1515 and encodes 454 amino acids.